AUGGAACCACUACCUUUAGAACGACUUCAACCGUCACCAGCGUUUUCGUACUGUUCAGUAGACCUCUUCGGACCUCUUACAAUUAAGGAUACCGUUAAGGGGCGAACUCACGGAAAAGCUUAUGAAGUGUUGUUCAACUGCAUGAGCAGUAGAGCUGUAUAUGUAGAUCUUGCUGAUGGAUACGAUACCAGUAGUUUCAUAAUGGUCUUACGGCGAUUUACAUCUAUUAGAGGAUAUUCGGAGAAAAUAAGGUCGGAUCUUGGAUCACAACUAGUAUCAGCUAGUAAAGAACUAAAGGAAGUAGUAAAAAGAUGGCAUUGGGAUACGAUCAAAAUGUUUGGGAACGGUAAUGACAUGGAAUGGGAAUUCACGAAAGCAGCUGACGCUCCUUGGGAAAAUGGAUGCAGUGAAUCAUUGAUUAAAUCUGUGAAGAAAAGUUUGAGUCUUGCCAUUGGACAAUCAAUCUUGAUAUUUUCUGAACUACAAACCGUGUUAUUUGAAGUAGCCAACAUUUUGAAUGAGCGACCUAUAGGAACUUCAACGUCUGAUCCGAACGAGGGGACAUAUUUAUGUCUGAAUGAUCUUAUUCUCGGAAGAGCAUCUUCGAAUGGGCCAGUAGGACAUUGGGAUGAAUCAGACAAUUUCAAAAAAUGUUGGAAAUGCGUGCAACUUCCUAUAUCUAACAAGUAG
Messenger RNA from Mytilus trossulus (common blue mussel), 690 nucleotides. RefSeq lists its product as uncharacterized. The record is from RefSeq and is a predicted model, not a curated record. Gene Ontology annotation, molecular function: nucleic acid binding. The coding region runs from base 1 to 690 and encodes 229 amino acids. The transcript has a single exon. Lineage: Eukaryota; Metazoa; Mollusca; Bivalvia; Mytilida; Mytilidae.